ACUUUCUUCUUUCUGCAUGCAUGUGUGUGAUGUUAAGGGACCGCCACUGUUCAUCCACUUUAAUAAAACCUAAACCUCAUAUUCUGUUGAAGGCUUUGUAGUAGAGGAUUUAUUAUCUGCUCCUAUUUUUUUUUUUUUUUUUUGCACAAUGACAAUAAGAUCAGACCGAGACCAUGGUCAACGUUAUCGGCCACGGAUGGCCUGCCUCAAAAAGGUGGAGGCCAUAGUGGUUCAGAUGCAGGACCCAACAAAUGGAGUUAAAAAAUCAGAACAGAAGCUAAAUGUUACAACAAUUCCUCAUGCAAUGGCUGGUGAGGACAUCCUUGUGUGGAUUGCCAACCAUAUGAAGACAAACUGUGAAGAGGCUCAAGCAUUUGGCACAAUGUUAGUGGCAUGUGGGUACAUCUACCCUCUCCAGGACCACAAAAAACUUGUACUUAAACCAGAUAGCAGUUUGUACCGCUUUCAGACCCCUUAUUUCUGGCCUGUGCAGAAAUGGAAGGCUGAAGACACUGAUUACGCAAUCUAUCUUGCAAAGAGAAACAUUCGCAAAAAGGGAGUACUUGAUGCUUAUGAACAGGAGGAAUACAACAAACUUCACAAAUGGAUGAACCACAAAUGGGAUUUUAUUGUAAUGCAAGCUAAAGAGCAGUACCAUGCUGGGAAGGAACGUAAGAAGCCAGACAGAGUGGUGUUUGACUGUCAAGAGAGAGCUUACUGGAUUGUCCACAAACCUCCGCCACAGACUCACAGUGGCAUGGAUUAUGGCAUGGAUCGCCAUAUCAAUCCUAAUGCAGAGGAGAAAAAAACCUACGAUUACUACAGAAGAAUUAUCAUCUACACACAGCAAGCCAUCAUGAGAUCAAGGGUCAAGUCUUCAGUGUCUCUUGGAGCCAUUGUCAAGUACAUAACAACAUACAAGAACCACGACCCGUUCCUGGUUCCCUGUCUUCCGAGCAACCCCUGGCAAACUGAUGAUGACACAUACUGGGAGCUAAACAUGCCGAAUGUUGAAGUUCCCACAAAGAUGAGAGUUGAACGUUGGUCCUUCAGUUUUUUUGAGUUGCUCAGUGACCCACGGGGCCGUGCAGACUUUAAGGUCUUCCUUAAGAAAGAAUUUAGUGGGGAGAAUAUGGCUUUCUGGGAAGCUGCUGAGGAGAUGAAAUGGGGAGCAGCAUCUUCUAUGUCAGAAAAGGCAGAGAGUACCUUUAAAACGUUUUUGGCCCCAGGAGCACCGCGCUGGAUCAACAUUGAUGGCAGGACUAUGGGUAUUACAGUGAAAGGUUUAGAGCAUCCUCACCGCUAUGUGCUGGAUGCUGCGCAGAACCACAUCUUCAUGCUCAUGAAAAAGGAUACAUUUUAUCGCUACUUAAAGUCGCCUGUUUACAAGGAAAUUCAAAAGAAGGCCAUUUCACCAGCACCACACAAUUUUACUGAUGCUCAACUGCAGCAGAACAGCAGGAACCGCAGGAGCAGCAUCCACCCCAUCAUCACCUGGCAACAGGAACAGGAAGAGAAAGCAAAGGCAGCAGCCGCAGCUGGACCGGUGGACAUUAAAAAGCUGAAAGAGAUGGCCAGCAAACUAGAUCGCAAAUAAAAGGUUGGAAGCUAUGGUUCAGGACAGGACAACAGCGGUCUGUCUGGUUGUUUAAAGUAGACCAGUACAAAGGUUUAAUUAUCCUUGGGUGAACUACAUGUGAAGAUCCAGUAGGCGUAUAAUAUAGAGCUAAUCUUAUGGACUCUGUAAUGUAAUUCUUGCAUGAAAUUUGCUGGGCUCUGAAUUAAUAUCAAUGUAAAUAUGACUCUGAGAAAACAAUGAGUGGUUUGACACACCUGGUGUGUGUAUGCGGUAAAUGCUGAAUAGAUUUACUGUUCUGUAAUCUAUUUCUACAUAUAAAAUAUAUAUUUUGUAGUGGAUGUUCUUAGUAUAAAUACA
Messenger RNA from Paramisgurnus dabryanus, 1936 nucleotides. It is a transcript of the gene rgs9a, whose product is annotated as regulator of G protein signaling 9a. Lineage: Eukaryota; Metazoa; Chordata; Actinopteri; Cypriniformes; Cobitidae. The record is from RefSeq and is a predicted model, not a curated record. Gene Ontology annotation, cellular component: cytoplasm; neuron projection; plasma membrane. Gene Ontology annotation, biological process: positive regulation of GTPase activity; G protein-coupled receptor signaling pathway; regulation of G protein-coupled receptor signaling pathway. Gene Ontology annotation, molecular function: GTPase activator activity.